Molecule: messenger RNA, 4350 nt
Organism: Toxorhynchites rutilus septentrionalis
Lineage: Eukaryota; Metazoa; Arthropoda; Insecta; Diptera; Culicidae
Product: ABC transporter G family member 2-like
Exons: 11
Coding region: 492-4190 (1232 amino acids)
Cellular component (GO): plasma membrane
Molecular function (GO): ATP hydrolysis activity; ABC-type transporter activity; ATP binding
Source: RefSeq, a predicted model, not a curated record
UUAGCCUAGAAGACCUAAGUCCGACCGAGAGUUCAAUUAGUUCGACAUAAUUCGGCCAAUCGGACGUGCUUCUUAGGUUGCGGGUCUUGACUCUCGAGUGCGUUUGGUGAUCAAAAUUAGUUGGCCUUUGUGGUGUAACAAUCGUGUGGCACUAUCAGCUUGCGACCAACACCUGCAAUUUAGCCAGAUAAUUGCAAUUACCCAGAUAAUCGUUAUCAGCGCACUCCUAACGAGUCUUGCAUCGAUAACAGGGCACAACAACGGAAUAGGGGUAGUAGCAGUCAGAGUGUGGAAUCGUUUCAAGUUGGUUGAAAUCCUGCGUCGUAUAAGCUUUUUUUGAACAACCACUAUUGAACCCCUGCUUGACCUCCGCACGUGAUUGAGGCACACUAAAGCGGGGAAGGAUUCUGGCGAACUGAUGCAGCAACAAGCAGCGUUUUCAUUCUUCUCAGUACAUCUCCACCUCUUGGUUGACGACCAGCCGGUUAGAGAUGGGAACGGACACAGCGAUCGCUAUUGAUAUUCAGAAUGACGGCGCGAGGCAAAGUACGUGUUUGAGUUUCCGGCAGAUUGCGUACCAAGUGAAAGGAUGCGAUGGGAAGACCAAGUGUCUGCUGCAGGAUGUGUCCGGGAGCUUUCGCUCCGGGAGGUUAACCGCCAUUCUAGGACCUUCAGGUGCGGGAAAGUCCACCCUAUUGAACAUCCUCAGUGGAUUCAAAACCAAAAAGGUGACGGGAGAAAUCCUCAUUAACGGCGCCCCCAUUGAGCCACGGAAAUACCGACGGGAGGUCACCUACACCACCCAGGAUGUCAGCAUGUUGGGGAACAUCACCGUGAUGGAAAGUUUGGAGUUCGCAAGCGAACUCAAGCUUCCGAAAACGGUUUCCAGGAUGGUGAAAACAAAAACCGUCAAUGACAUCAUCAAGCUGCUCGGGCUGCAGAAAUGUGCCCACAAUCACGUGGAAACCAUAUCGGGAGGGGAGAAGAAACGUCUCUCCAUCGGGCUGGAGUUGGUCUCCAAUCCGAAGAUUCUGUUUUUCGACGAACCGACCAGUGGGUUGGAUAUAAUCGCCGCAAUGCAGAUGAUCACACACCUCAAGGAGUUGGCGCUCAGUGGACGGUGUGUGAUUUGUGUGAUCCAUCAGCCGAGCUCCAGUAUUCUGCAAAUGUAUGACGAUUUGAUGGUGCUUUCCGAAGGGAGAUGCAUUUACAGAGGGCCGCUGGAAGAGCUGGUGUCCACGUUCAAGGCCAGUGGGUUCGAGUGCCCCAACUAUUACAAUCGGGCGGAUUUUGCUUUGGAGGUGGCGAGUUUGAAGCAUGAAGGGAAUGUUUUGAAGCUGAUAGCGAAAGUGAAAGAGGAUCAACAUUCGAUCGAGAAGGAAGUGAAUGAGAGUAUUGGUUGUGGCGAGGGUGAUGCAAUGCUGAAGCGAACUGAGUGUGACAAUGUGAAGAGAACGGACGCUCCAGAUCGACAAUAUCCGGUAUCUCAGUGGAGUCAGUUUAUGACGCUUACGAAGAGGACAACUUUGUGCACAUUUAGGGAUAUGCAAUUGAUGAAAAUGAGAGUAUUAGCGCAUGUUUUCGUGGGGUUGCUGAUUGGGGUGGUGUUCUGGGACGUUGGCAACGAUGGAUCAAAGGUACUGAGUAACGCUUCCUGUUUGUUCUUUUUCUUAAUUUUUAUAUUCUUCUCCAACUCCAUGCCGCUGGUGAUGACUUUUCCACUGGAAACAGCUGUGUUCAUAAGGGAACGGAUGAACAAUUGGUACUCACUUACCGCUUACUUUUUCUCCAAACUCGUGGCUGAUUUCCCAUUCCUGAUCUUAGGGCCAACGCUUUUCCUCGCCAGUUCCUACUACAUGACCGCUCAACCGAUGGAGAUGGAGCGCAUGGUAAUGCUGUGGGGCAUUUGCAUUCUCACAGCAUGGAUUGCUCAACUGACGGGGCUCCUUGCCGGCAGCUCGAUGCCACUGGAGUUGAGCGUAUUCUGCGUGCCAUGCUCCGUGAUACCGAUGCUGAUCUUCUGUGGCUUCUUCGUGCGCUUCCGGGAGAUGUUCGAUUUCCUCAUCCCGUUCACGUACAUCGGUUACUUCCGGUACAGCUUCGAGGGUGCGAUGCAGGCGAUUUACGGGUUCGGUCGGGAAAACAUUCCAUGCGAGAAGUUUUGCUUCUUUGGGAAGGUUUCGAAAUUUCUCGAAAGCUUCGACAUGGUGGACAAUACCUUUACGAUGGACGUGUGCAGUUUGCUGGUGUGGAUCCUGGUGCUGCAUGUGGCUCUGUUUGCGAGUUUGGCGUUCCGGUUGAAGAGAAACCACAUAACUUUGAACAUGUUUCAAGAACGAAAUUCAGAGGAAUUUCCAUUUGGAGAUAAACAAGUUAUAUACAAGCGAGUAGCUAGUAGUCGGGGCCCGAGCUCGGCACGUGUGACACUCGAACGCUACAGCAUGAAUCAAGUAGACCCAACUGAGGUGGUGAUCCCCCUCAUUGAGUCGUCCACAACCGUUCUCGCCUUCAAGAAUCUCAACUAUUGCAUCAAUCAAAAGUGCCUACUGAAGAACAUAUCCGGGGCGUUUCGAUCCGGUCGACUAACGGCCAUCAUUGGACCUUCGGGGGCAGGAAAAUCCACUCUGUUGAAUAUCCUCAGUGGAUUCAGAGUAAACGGCUUCAAAGGACAGAUUUUGAUAAACAACGAAAGUAUCGAUCGCCAGCGCUACCGCAAAUUGGUGGCUUAUAAUGCACAGCAUGUGACACUACUGCCCAACAUUACCGUCCAGGAAACCCUUAGCUAUGCUGCCGAUCUCAAAAUGCCAUCCACCAACAUGUCAAAAAUCAAAUUGGUUAACGAAAUAAUAACCUUACUUGGGCUGGAGAAAUGCGCCCACAAUCAAGCGAAAGUUCUGUCCGGUGGCGAAAAGAAGCGACUGUCGAUCGGAGAGGAGCUGGUCUCAAAUCCCCGAAUAAUGUUUUUCGAUGAACCGACAAGUGGAUUGGACAGCGAGUCCUCGUAUCAGGUGCUCUCGUACAUGAAUGAAUUGGCACGCCAGGGAAGGUGUGUGGUGAGCGUUAUUCAUCAGCCAAGCUCGGAUCUGCUGGAAUUAUUCGACGAUAUCUUCGUGGUAGCAGAUGGGCGUUGCCUGUAUAGGGGUUCGUUGAAUGAUUUAAUUCCGACCUUUGCCAGGGUAGGACUGAUUUGUCCGCAGUAUUAUAAUCCAGCCGAUUUCGCUAUGAAAGUAUUGUCCAAAUCAAACUCCGAGACGGAGAAGAUAAAGCAACUUUUGGAACAAAUGGAAACAGUGUCGGACGUGGAACCAAGCGAUCCUGGGCUCCAAUCACCCGGGAAGUCACUCGCCACAACGCAAUAUCCAAUUUCCCAGUGGCGUCAGUUCACGAUCCUAACCCGCCGAACUGCCCUUGGAACGGUGCGUAACUUCACCUUGACGGUGCUACGAUUCGUCGGUCACAUUCUGUUCGGUCUGAUCGUGGGAUCCGUAUACUACAACAUUGGAGACGAUGGCGCAAAGGUACUUUCGAACAUCGCCUUCAUCAUGUUGAUCCUGUUGUUUAUUGUGUUUUCGAACGCGAUGACCGUGGUGCUCACCUUUCCGCUGGAGAUGUCAGUUUUCAUUCGCGAGUACCGCAGCAACUGCUACUCGGUCACAGCCUAUUUCUUCUCGAAGGUGGUGGCAGAUUUCCCGCUGAUGAUUGGGGGCAUCACUUGCUUCCAGCUCGUUGCCUAUUACACGACCGGCCAGGCGAACGAAACCAACCGGAUAGUGAUGUUCUGGUCGAUGUGCGCACUGAUGGGAUGGUUUGCCCAGGUCUACGGAAUGCUCGGAGGGAGUAUAUUCCCCAUCGAUAUCAGUCCGUUUGUGGUACCGACGAUGCUCAUUCCGGCCGUGCUGUUUUGUGGAUUUUUCAUCCGCUACAAUGAGCUGGCGGAUGCCUUCAAGCCACUUACGUACAUUUCACCGUUCCGGUUUACCUUCGAAGGGAUUGCGAUGGCGCUGUAUGGGUACCGACGGAAAGAUCUGGGCUGUAGUGAGAUGUUUUGCUACUACCGGAAGGCUACGAAAGUGCUUGAUAUGUUGGAUAUGGUGAACGCUGAUUUCUGGUUCGAUGUUGGUGGGAUCUCGCUGAUUAUCUGUGCUCUGCAUGUGGCGCUAUACAUUAGUUUAUGUUUUAAGCUACGGUAAUCGAUGAUGUGUGAUAUGUUCUUCUAGUUGUGUGAAUCGGGUAUUCAAUUGGAUCACUUCAAAAUCAAUUUAGCCUGACAUCCACUGUGAUCACAAGUUAGAUAAUAAAAGGAAGUGGAUUUAGUUUUGUUUCAAUCAGCAACUGAGCAACUAUUGAUAA